Messenger RNA from Mesocestoides corti, 4005 nucleotides. Lineage: Eukaryota; Metazoa; Platyhelminthes; Cestoda; Cyclophyllidea; Mesocestoididae. The record is from the annotation of a GenBank genome assembly.
AUGACGCCGCUACACCACGGAUCCUCACUUUUUCCUUCGCUUCCUCAAUCUUCCCCAAAAUCUGUUUCAUUUGGCCAACAACUGCAGCAGCAAGCAAGCGUGGGAGUAAAAAACACGACGCACCAUUCAAAUGCGCGAUCACUUGCCGGCGUCACCUAUAGGUCCACGGGGACCGGCGUAUUAACAAGCGCAAGUGACAAUACCAGGAAUUAUAAAAUUUCUGAUCACUUCAAAGGGGACUCCUCUCGCUAUUCCUCUUCCACCUGCAGUAGCACCACUUACACAAACGUCCCUUUCGACGCUGAUGUUUCGCCAUAUGACGAAAAUGAACAACAUUUUACAGAGCUGAUGAACGACCGGAUUGAACGAGCCUACGGAAAACUGCCGAAAAACGUUGCUACAGGCAUUCUUCUAUCUAUACCAGCAACCCGAGAACUAUUUGCAAGUCCUUCUAGCAGUAAUAACGUUUGUUCAGAAAGAAUAAGUCCAAGCAACAUUCCGGAUUUGAAGAUGUCUUCGACUGGAAAAAGGAAUCGACGUUCACGUCAACAAACAAAAGUCCAAAGUCAAAAGAACUCUACAAAGACCACCACCACAAUAGCCCCUAUGCUUUCGGAACAACUUGGAUUUGCUGCACAAAUGGGCAAAGCCAAGAAAGAAACAGUUGCUGGAAUGAAGUUGGCAUCUGAAAAUGGGCUUGUUUUUAAAAGCCAGUUACAGGACAAGGAAUACGUCUUUUUAAAUGCCGCCGAAUUCGGAGAGGUGGAAAUUGUUCGGGAAUUACUAAAUGAUCCAACUUUGAAUGUUGACUGUGUGGAUUACAUGGGAAGAAAUGCAGUUCUUUUGGCAAUGAAAACGGAAAAUAUCGAAUUAAUUGACGCAUUAGUUGGAAAACUCAAUUUCUACGCCGUAGAAGAUGCACUUUUGAAUGCUAUCAGCCAGGAGAAAAUACAUAUAGUAAAACUUAUAAUUGACCACCCUCAGUACAUUCGCAUGGAAAAGAUUAUGGCACCUCGCAGGCAGCGAGCUGGCAUAAUUAAUAAGAGCAUCGAAAGGUCCCAAUUCUCCUCUGACAUUACCCCCUUAAUGCUCGCAGCUCACACAAACAACCAUGAAAUCAUUCAACUUCUCCUAGAUCGUGGACUAAAGGUUGAAAUGCCACACGACAGGAGUUGUCCUUGUUGGGACUGUGAGUCAAUUAGAGCUAAGGACUCCCUUAUCCUUGAAAUGCAGCGCCUCCACACCUACCAGGCAUUGACCAGUUCGGCGUACCUUGCGCUGACCACUUCCGACCCCGUGAGCUCUGCCUUCACUCUCCGGGGCGAGCUCUAUCAACUGGCUUCACAGGAAAAGCAAUUUAAGGAAGAGUAUUCUCGCCUAGCGGUGCAGUCGAUGGACUUCGCCGUAAGCUGUCUCGACUUGUGUCGGACGUCGGAUGAAGUUCUUUCUCUACUAACCGCUAAUGACAUUAUUCCUAAUGGAGAUGCCCAAUACCAUCUUGCCACAAUAAAGCAUGCCGUUCAAUGUCGAGAAAAAAAGUUUGUCGCUCACUCAAACUGCCAACAUCAAUUAGAAAACACCUUCUACGGCAACAUGUUCUGCAUUCGAGAUUUCGAGGGGUGGCAGCGGCUCCAAUUCUUCAUAAUUUUUACACCACUUUUGCCCGUUCUCUACCUGACUUACCUAUUUUUCCCCAACCUCAAGGUUCCUCUGCCGCAGGGUUUAAUGUUUCGUCAGACAUCAACUGGAAGACUGCAGGUGGCUCAGUUGUUGCGGUGCCCGAUUAUCAAAUUCAUUGGUCACAUGCUGUCCUACUUUACAUUCCUGCUGCUCAUAACGGUGGCAACUUUCCGAUUGGACAAAGACGAUGACGAGGCCGAGCAUCCGGAUCUGUGGAAGGUGCGCGCCUUUCAAAUCUGGAGCUAUGACUUUCGAAGUAGCCAACAGGUCAUGACAAAGAUCCAGAUCAUUCUCCUCUUCUGGAUACUAGGGCAGCUUUUUGGCGAGUGUAAGCAGGUCUACCACUAUGGCUUGCAAGAUUACUUUCGGAGUUAUUACAACAUUAUGGAUUGGGCUUCAGUGUCGCUGUACUUGGGCGCAUUCGCCUUGCGGAUUUUCGUAGAACUCAGGGUUCAAGCAACCCAGGGGAUAUUUCAGCAUCAGCUCACCUUCGCUCAGUCCCUCCUUCAGAAUGCAAGCAAUACAAUAGCAGAAAGCGGAGCGUCAGUUUUGUUCACUGAUCAACAAAGCAAUUACGUCGCUUAUCGGAAUCGUCUAUUAUCUGAGGCCGAGGCAUAUUGGCUACGAGGAUGCAGACUUUGGUGGGCACCGGAUGACCCCGAAUACGUAUCGGACUGCCUGUUUGCGCUGGCGAACGUACUCUCCUUUGCAAGGGUCAGCUACUUGAUGCCGGCCUGGGAACUUCUCGGCCCUUUGCAAAUCUCACUGGCGAGAAUGGUGUCCGACAUCAUCAGAUUUAUGGCUCUGUUUUCUGUGAUGUUGAUUUCCUUUGUGGUGGGCCUUACGAACCUGUACUGGUAUUUUGCCAAAAUGAUCGUUUCCAUAGAUACCAAACGAGGAACCACAUCUGCAGCCCCUGCCACCGUGCGGUACGCAAGUGUGGUUCCUGCAUUUCAGAGUUCAACUGCGACGUUCUACACCCUUUUUUGGUCACUCUUUGGAAUGUCUUCAAAUAACGUGACAAUAGUGGAGGAGGAGUUGGCCAGUGUGUAUCCAGGACACGAAUUUCUUCGUGUGAACAAUGCUGCCUUCAUGAUAUCAAGUCUGGGUUCCUUUCUCUAUGCCAUCUACAACGCCUGCAUGAUUAUCAUUCUUCUUAACAUGCUCAUCGCCAUGAUGAGCAAAUCAUUUGAUGAAAUUCAGGGGGAUCGCUUGGAGGAGUGGAAAUUCGCCCGAGCAAAUCUUUGGUUGGUAUAUAUUGAGCACGAGGGAGUGCUUCCAGCACCGCUAAAUCUCCUUCCAUCGCGAGUCGCUAUAACUAAAUUGAUCCUACGGACCUACAAGGCUCUUCUCACUUGCAUUGCCAAGAUGUCCGGAAGACAAAGAUUGCAUGACUAUUUCGGAAAAGAUGACCAAACAUUUAGCUUUGCGAAUUCCUUUCCCGUCGAAAUGUCAACUCUUCAAUCAACUAAAGAAACCUUCUAUGAAAGUCAACCACCGGAAACUAAAAAGCUGGAAUGUCUAGAAACACAUCUGACACGCGUAAAAUGUAACAUCAUGAGGCGAUACCUUUUCCAGCUUCAAAAACACAAAGAAGCAGAGAACAAGUCCGGAGAUCUGGCAAUGCUGAACAUACAACGGCAACAGCAGCAGCAGCAGGAACUCCGAGUGACACCACUUAGUCCCACAGCACUGCAAAAGAGAUGCGCCUCAACCAGUGAGUAUGGGCAAAGAUCAUACGCCAAAUGUUCCGAUGGGCACGUGAUUCACGGAGCUCCGAUGGCUACUGAUGUUUCUAAUGGCGAAGUUGUUGAAAAUGCUAAAGCAAGGGAUGGAUACCCCUUAAAUGAAACCAUGCCACGAGAAGAAUCUGCAUUUUCGAGUUCUUUGGCAAAAAGCUGUAAGAGGGGAUUCAGUUCCCUACUCAUGCCUCCUUCGGUUCGACGAAAAUUAGAGGAAGUUGCUGAGGUUCAGGGACGCACGAACCCUUACACUCCAGCAAGUCCACAGGACGCCGAAGAUGCUGUUCGUUAUCUUCUACUGGAGACUACCUGUCGACCACAGGAGAUGCCAGAAAGUACAUCGGUCAAUUCACAAAUGCUCAACAAAUCGAAUCGGAGAUACGAUCCAAAUAGUUUUGAUAGUCAGUUUACAGCACGAAUUGAACCACCACUUCAGCACACUCACCUAAGAGAAUUAUACAAGGUUGAACAGGAAAUGCACGACAUGUCGGAUGCAUUGUCAUCGAUCUCAUUCACCGAUUCUACCAUGUCUGAGGUAGAUGAGCUUGAAAUACCAACAUUCAGUAAAUUUGAUGAUGCUUAA